Molecule: messenger RNA, 377 nt
Organism: Drosophila rhopaloa
Lineage: Eukaryota; Metazoa; Arthropoda; Insecta; Diptera; Drosophilidae
Product: drosomycin
Exons: 1
Coding region: 67-279 (70 amino acids)
Biological process (GO): defense response
Source: RefSeq, a predicted model, not a curated record
CAAACCAUAAGUCGCUGAUACUUCAACCAAAAAUCAUUAACCAGGCUCCCUGAGAACUUCCACAAAAUGAUGCAAAUCAAAUACUUGUUCGCCCUCUGCGCUGUCCUGAUGCUGGUGGUCCUGGGAUCCAACCAAGUCGAUGCCGACUGUCUAUCCGGAAGGUACAAGGGUCCUUGUGCCGUCUGGGACAAUGAGACCUGCCGUCGUGUGUGCAAGGAGGAGGGACGCGUCAGUGGACACUGCAGUCCCAGCCUGAAGUGCUGGUGCGAAGGAUGCUAAGUCACCAGUCCUUAAAAAUAUAUUUGAAAUACGUUCAGCAAUACAAUAUUAUACGCUGCAACUAUGAAUAUUCAAUAAAAAAACAUAAUGUACAUUAA